Closterium sp. NIES-65 is the source of this 2214-nucleotide messenger RNA. Lineage: Eukaryota; Viridiplantae; Streptophyta; Zygnematophyceae; Desmidiales; Closteriaceae. The record is from the annotation of a GenBank genome assembly.
AUGGCGUUUCGUGAUGGCGAAUCGUCGGCGGAUUGGAUGGCGCAUCUCGAGCGCACCUUGCGCUCCACGCAGCCUGCCCUUUCCGCUCCCCGCCUUCGUCCUCGUCCCCGUCUCCUGCCACCGUCAGCCGCGCUGCUUUCUCUGCACUCCGCUCGCCCCGCUCUAGCGGCCUCGCAGCAGAGGAAAAACAUUCGGCGCCGCACCUUACACUCGCCUCACUCGCCCACUCCCUCUCCCCUCUUCCCCACUCUCUCCCCUCUCUCCGCUCUUCCGCACCCUAUCCCCUGGAUCCCCUCUCUCUCCUCUCUCCCUUGCAUCCCUCCCUCUCACUCCCUCUCCCACCCUUUCCACCCUUCCGCCUGUCCCCGCCCUCUCAGCCACUCAGUGCCACGGAAUUCUCGCAGCCGGGCCUGCCCUCGUGCACUGGACGCUGGCGCAGCAGCCAGGGAGGAGCGCAGGGGCGGGGAGAAGGAGGAAGAGGGGGAGGGAGACGGAGAGCCGGAGGAGGAGCGGGUGGGAGGAGCAGGGGCAGCAGCAACAAGCCCCUCUGCACCCGCUGCCCCCUCACUCGCACCUGCCGCCCUGAGAACGCCCCCCGGUGCCGGGAGGAUCGCCCCUCUGCUCUCUCGCUCCUCCUCCUUUCCACUCCCACCCACCGCAGCAGCAGCACCAGCAGCAGCAGCACCAGCAGCAGCAACAGCUGCCACUUACCCAGCAGGCACACCCACAGUUGACUCCCUUGAAGCCCGCUGUCUCACACUGCGCCUGAUUGGCUGCCUCGCUCCGCUGGCUGCUGACGUGGCACACGUGCAGGAGUUGGUGGUGCGGGCGGCGAUGAAAGCAGAGGGACAGCAGGAGGUGAGUGAGGUGUUGGGUGUUGUGUAUCUGGUGGAGAAAACGGGGAAAGGAGGGGGUUGGUUGGGCCUUGCUUGCUCUUCGCUUUUGUGUGUUCUCGCGAUUCCCCUCCCUCACUCGCUGUACCUCGCCCAUCUCACACCUCCUCCUGCUCUCCUUCGUGCUGCCUAUAUAGCCGCCUGUCCUCCCCUCCCUUGUUUCGCGGUUUCCUCCCUUACCUCAACCCGGUCCUUCCCUCUCCACCCCAACCUCCAUGCUGCCAUACUUCACUCCAAGUCCUCGCUUUCACUGCUUCUCCAUCCUUACUUUCCCUUGCAACUGUCUUCCCACCCCAACCUCCACGCAGCUCUCCUUGCGGCCACAUUCCUCUGUGUUGUCUCUGCCCCCUUCAUCCUCAACCCCCCUUCGUUCCCUCCAUUCUACCGCCAUACAGCUCUCUUCGUUCUCAUCUUCCUCCCCUCCGUCGCUCUAUUGUUCAACAACACUCACACCCAAUCCCCCUCUCCCCCUACACCCGCACGCCCCACCCAACCACCCCAGCAGCGCCAUGCAGCUCUCUUCGCGCUCACCUUCCUCUGUGACGUCUCUCCUCCCUUCGCCCUCCACACUCUCCCCCUCCUCCUCUCCCUCGCUCUCCCCGCCUCCCCACCGCCACCCCUGCCCCUCUCCCUCACACGCCAUCUGCACCGCUUCUCACACCUUCCUCUCCCGCAGCAAACCAAGCAGACUGGAGUGAAAAGAAAUGUACUCAUGAGUCAAGCAGAGGCGGAUGAGCACAUGGCGGUGAAGCUGCAGCAGCAGCAACAGUCUGACCGUUUUCCAGCUGCCCAAGCAUCGGUGCAACCAUACUCGGUGCACCCGCAAUCGUUCCACCUCUCCCCGUCUCGACAAGCUCUGCCGCUACUGGCUCUGCAUAUGACUCCUCUAACCACCUCCUCCCUUUUGCCACGUGUCAGCCGCCCAUUGGCCCGGUGGAGGGGGCGUGAGGAGGGGGAGGAGGGGGUGCGGGUGCGAGUGGCAGCAGUGGUGGUGAAGUGCCUGGCGGGGCACGAGGAGAGGGCUGUCAGGCGAGUGGCAUGGCAGGUGAGGAGAGGGAUGGGAGGGGGAGAAGAAGGGUGGAUGGGAGAGGGCAAGCGGGGUGGAUGGGAGGGGAAGAGGGGUGGAGGAGAGGGGGAAGGGGGGGGAUGGGAGGGGGAGAAGGGGGUUGGAUGGGAGGGGGAGAAAGAGGGUGGAUGGGAGGGGGAGACGAGGGAGCAGUUGUGUGAGAAGGUGACUUGGUGGGACGUGAUGACAGCACCAGGAGACGAUUGGUGGGGCAGUUGGGGCGACAAGGGGGACGCAGAGGAGCAGCGGUGCUGA